Myripristis murdjan (pinecone soldierfish) is the source of this 1604-nucleotide messenger RNA. RefSeq names its product Rac family small GTPase 2 (gene rac2). Gene Ontology annotation, molecular function: GTPase activity; GTP binding. The record is from RefSeq and is a predicted model, not a curated record. The transcript has 6 exons. Gene Ontology annotation, biological process: small GTPase-mediated signal transduction. Bases 179 to 757 code for a protein of 192 amino acids. Lineage: Eukaryota; Metazoa; Chordata; Actinopteri; Holocentriformes; Holocentridae.
AGCAAGAGGCAGAGGUUCAACAACAGACGGCCGAGGGAAUAAAGAAGAAGCUCACUGCCAGGCUAAUUCAUUUCAACAGAUCUGCCAUCAUAAUCAUUAUCAUUAGUGCUUAGCUGAUAAGUUUAAUAAAUAAAUAGUAAAUUUAAAAAAAAAAAAAAGUUUCAAGCAACUUUGGACAAUGCAAGCCAUCAAAUGUGUGGUGGUGGGAGAUGGAGCUGUGGGAAAGACUUGUCUGCUCAUCAGCUACACGACCAAUGCCUUCCCCGGAGAGUACAUCCCCACAGUGUUUGAUAAUUAUUCAGCCAAUGUGAUGGUUGACAGUAAACCAGUGAACCUGGGAUUAUGGGAUACAGCAGGACAGGAGGACUAUGACAGGCUCAGGCCACUGUCUUAUCCUCAAACGGACGUGUUCCUCAUCUGUUUUUCUCUGGUGAGCCCGGCCUCAUUUGAGAACGUCAGAGCCAAGUGGUACCCAGAGGUGCGACACCACUGCCCCUCCACCCCCAUCAUCCUGGUGGGCACCAAGCUGGAUCUGAGGGACGAGAAGGAGACCGUGGAGAAGCUGAAGGAGAAGAAGCUGGCUCCCAUCACCUACCCUCAGGGCCUGGCGCUGGCCAAGGAGAUCGACGCAGUCAAGUACCUGGAGUGCUCCGCCCUCACCCAGCGAGGGCUGAAGACGGUGUUUGACGAGGCCAUCCGAGCGGUGCUGUGUCCACAGCCCGUCAAGACCAAGAAGAGAGGCUGUCAGCUGCUCUGAGGCUCCGGGCGCCGCUGACCGUCUCACGGCCGACGGCUCAGGGAUCCCGCAUACGACUGCAUUCCACACUUUCAUCCAGGUUUUCUACCAGAGUGGUACAGAAUUAUACGUUUUUUUUUUUUUUUUUUCUUGUUGUUGUUGUAGUUGUUGUUGGGGGGGGGGGGGGGGGGGGGGGCGCUUUUGCUUUGCUGCAUCUCCUCUUUUUGUAUUUUACACUUGAAACUUGCACUUGAAAUUAACCAGGGUGUGCGAUAUGUACGGUAACCGCAACAGGCCACAAAGGUGCUAUGUGUCGCGACCUAAGACUCCAUGAACAAACAAGACUAUUGACUGAGAAGAUGUUAAAUUAAAAAGGAUUAGACUGGGUGGGGGAACACGCUGGAUUACGUGACGUGACUCUGCUCUGACAGCACGUUGCGGUUUCAUCAUCACGCCGACACGUGCAGAUGCAAAAAAACUCGCUGUUAUCAGUUCUUAACCUUUUUGUUCCUCCUUGAAAACACGGAGAGGAUGCUGGGUGGGGGGUGGGGGGUGGGGGCGGGCGGGCGGGGGGUGACUGGUAGCAACAUCCUCUUUGUAACAGGAAGCACAGCGGGGGGUGAUGGGAAGCAGCGGUUUUGCCUUUUUGAGAAACCUGCAGCGGCACACAUAGCACCUUUCAGUUUUCAACAUUCAAUAUGUGAAUGCAUUUCAAAUUUUAAGCAGAAUUUAUGAAGCUUUAUUUCUUUUCUUUUUUUUUGGUAUACUGUUCUACCGCCCCUUUAUUUUGUAAGAGCAAUGAAAUGAAAUGAAAUAAAUAAAUAAAUAAAUACUUGCAAAGUGACUGUAGAAUGAGAUAGAAAUGAGA